UAUUCCUUUAUUAUCUUCUCUCUCUAGAGAGUUGAUGUGAUUCUCCACUAUACACUCCCAAAAACCAAAAAACCUUUACAAAAGAGAGAACGAUCAAUUAAGAACAAUGGUUUUUCCUUCAAUUCCAGCAUAUCUUGAUCCAUCCAACUGGCAGCAGCAACAAAAUCAUCAAAUUGGAGUUAGCAGCACAAACCCUUCGCUUCCACCAGCUUCUUCACAGCCUGUGCCACCACCCCCGCAGCCUCAUGCCGGUGGUGGCACGGGAUCAGUCCGGCCGGGCUCCAUGUCUGAGAGAGCCCGGUUAGCUAAUAUACCGAUGCCUGAGGCCGCCAUGAAAUGUCCUCGAUGCGAAUCAACGAACACUAAGUUCUGCUAUUUCAACAACUAUAGUCUCUCUCAGCCAAGACACUUUUGUAAGACCUGCAGACGGUACUGGACUAGAGGCGGCUCUCUGAGAAACGUUCCAGUGGGAGGUGGCUGCAGGAGAAAUAAAAGAAGUAAAUCUAGUAGUUCUAAGUCUCCUGCGAGUAGUGAUAGGCAAACCACCUCCAGCUCCACCAGUACUGUUUCCUCUAACAGUGGAGCAGUGGCUAAUAUAUUCGGCCUCAAUCCCCAACUUCCACCUCUACGCUUUAUGCCUCCUUUGAGUCAACUUCCUGAAAACUAUAAUAGCGGUGAUAUUAGCCUAAAUUACAGUGGAAUUUCAGCUCCCAUGGUAGGGACAAGUGAGGUGAACUUUCACGUAGGAAACAGUCUACUUGGUGGCGCUGGCGGCAGUAUUGGUGGAGGGAUGGCUUCCCUUUUAUCAAGUGGCGGUGGAGUUGAGCAGUGGAGGUUGCAGCAACUACAGCAAUUCCCUUUCUUCAGUGGUUUGGAUCCAUCGCCGUCGGGACUUUACCAAUUUCAAGGUGGUGUUGAGCAAUCAGGCUUUGUCGGUGAAACUAGUCAGGCGAGGCCUAAAUAUUCAAGUUCAAUUCUAACUCAGAUGGCAUCAGUAAAAAUGGAAGACAACCCAGAGGUGAAUUUGUCAAGGCCAUUACUGGGGAUGCCAGGAAAUGAUCAGUGGAGUGGUGCUGCGAAUUGGAUAGAUCUAUCUAGUUUUAGCUCUUCUUCGACAAGCAAUCUUUUAUAGAAACUACACCUAGCUUGAGUUUUUGAUCUGCAGCUCCCCUAAAGAAUUACAUCAAGUUUGAAAGGUUCCAGGAUGAUACUGCAGGGUCAAGCGAUCGAUCAACUGAAAAACCUAGAAUUGGUAGGUGGUUUUUAUUUAUUUGUUAUUGUUAUAGGUUUUUCUGUACUUGUUUGUCAACGCAGUGUAUUGAGUUGUUGUAGCUUUAUUUUAGACAUUGAGACCUAAUAUUUCCCAAGAAUGAUUUUAAUGUUCAUUGUAUCUCUGCUAACAGUUGACAUGGGUUUUUGUUUGGGAGAGACGACAUGGAUUAGGUUUUA
Olea europaea var. sylvestris is the source of this 1449-nucleotide messenger RNA. RefSeq names its product dof zinc finger protein DOF5.1-like. The transcript has 2 exons. Gene Ontology annotation, biological process: regulation of DNA-templated transcription. Gene Ontology annotation, molecular function: DNA-binding transcription factor activity; DNA binding. The record is from RefSeq and is a predicted model, not a curated record. Lineage: Eukaryota; Viridiplantae; Streptophyta; Magnoliopsida; Lamiales; Oleaceae. Bases 107 to 1132 code for a protein of 341 amino acids.